AGGAGAAAACAAGCGAAGAGGCAGUAACAUGAACUUUUAUAGUUUUGGCAGAUGGAUCAGUAGAGUUAGUCAGCAUCCAGUCACAAGUAGUUUUCGACGAACCAUGGCUACAGCAGGAGAAGGGUCAGCAAGUGAUAGCACAGGGAAGCUUAACAGACUUGCAUCUGAGAAGAGUCCAUAUCUAUUGCAGCAUGCUAGCAAUCCUGUUGACUGGUAUCCAUGGAGUGAAGAAGCUUUCAAUGUAGCCAAAAGAGAAAAUAAGCUGAUUUUUCUCAGUGUAGGCUACUCAACAUGCCACUGGUGUCAUGUAAUGGAAAGGGAGAGCUUUGAGAAUCCAGAUAUAGCAAAAAUAAUGAAUGCAAAUUUCAUUAAUGUUAAAGUGGAUAGGGAAGAACGACCGGAUGUGGACAAAGUUUAUAUGACAUUUGUAACAGCUUCUAGUGGCAGGGGAGGCUGGCCAAUGAGUGUGUUUCUUACUCCUGAUUUGGUACCUGUUGCUGGUGGUACAUAUUUCCCUCCUGAGGAUCGCUUUGGUCGUAGUGGUUUUGGAACAGUGCUGAAAAGUUUGUCUCAAAAGUGGAAAGAAGAUGAAGGGAAAUUCAAAGAAUCAGGAAAGAAGAUUAUGGAAGUGCUAGACCGUACAUCUCGUUUAUCUCUAUCUGCACAAUCAGAUUUACCAGGAGAGGAGGCAAUUGCCAGAUGCUAUGCUCAGCUAUCAAGAUCUUACGAACCCCAGUAUGGAGGAUUUGGAGAGUCUCCUAAAUUUCCACAACCUGCAAAUUUCAAUUUCCUCUUUACAUACUAUGCACUGAAUCCUGACCAGGAUGAUGCAAAGAAGAGUUUGGAAAUGGCACUCUUCACUUUGAAGAAGAUGGACCAAGGAGGCAUUCAUGAUCAUGUGGCUCAAGGAUUUGCAAGGUACUCAACUGAUGAAAGGUGGCAUGUUCCUCAUUUUGAAAAGAUGCUGUACGACCAAGCCCAAUUAACCUGCUCUUACCUAGAUGCAUAUGUUAUCACUGGUCAGUCAAGAUUUGCAGAGGUUGUGAAGGAUAUACUGACUUACGUGACAAGAGAUCUCAGUCAUCCAUGUGGCGGAUUCUACAGUGCUGAGGAUGCUGACUCAUUGCCAACACAUGAUGCCAAAGAAAAACGUGAAGGAGCUUUUUGUGUUUGGACUUAUGAAGAGAUCAAUCAACUUCUGGCUGUUCCUGUAAAGGAAGGUCAUGACAGUACUCUUGCUAAUGUAUUUUGUCAUCACUUCUCUGUUGCAGAAGGUGGUAAUGUAAAUCCAUAUCAGGAUCCUCAUGAUGAAUUGAAGAAUCAAAAUGUUCUUAUUGAACACUCUAGUAUUGAAGAGACAGGAGAAGAGUUUGGUCUAACUGAAGAGGAAUGUAAAGUUGCACUUACAAAGUGUUGCCAAAUACUGUAUGAUAUUCGACAAAAAAGGCCAAAACCACAUUUGGAUGACAAGAUGUUGACGUCUUGGAAUGGAAUGAUGCUAGGUGCCAUGGCUAGAGCUGGAGUUAUUCUUGGUGAGAACUCUUACAUAGAGAGAGCUAUACAAGCAGCUGAUUUUGUUAAAACUUAUCUUUUUAAAGAUGGGUUGUUACUUAGAUCAGCCUAUUCUAUGGAAGAUGGUCAGGUUUCUAUUGGUUCAAGUCUUGAAGGCUUUGUUGAUGAUUAUGCGUGGAUGAUUCGAGGUUUUCUAAACCUGUAUGAAGCUACUCUUGAUACUUCAUGGCUUGAAUUAGCAGAAGAAUUGCAAGAUAAGGAGAAUGAACUGUUCUGGGAUACACAGGAGGCUGGUUAUUUUAUGACAAAGGCGGGAGAUAGCUCUAUCUUAUUACGUAUUAAAGAAGAUCAAGAUGGAGCUGAACCAUCAGCGAAUUCAGUAUCUGUAGGUAAUUUAUUGCGUCUGAGUCCACUUCUUGAUCGUGCAGACUACAGGGAAAAAGCAGAAGCAAUUUUUCAGUUGUUUGCUGAACGACUUAACAAGAUACCAAUUGCUCUCCCUGAAAUGACAACAGCUCUUCUUAUUCAUAAAAAGCAUCCAGUACAGAUAAUUCUUGCAGGGAAGAAAGGCACUGAUGCAACACAAAAAAUGCUACAAGCAGUUCAUGGACACCUGAUUCCUAGCCGUGUUAUCUUGCUUGCAGAUGAGAAUCAUGAGUCAUUGCUAUAUAAUCGCCACUCUUCUCUGAGGCACUACCACCCAAAAAAGCCUGAUGAAACAGUUGCCCAUGUAUGCCAAAAUUUCAGGUGCUCAUUGCCAGUUAGUAAUCCAGAACAGCUGGAAGAAACACUCAAUAAUCCAUGUUUUGUAGUGGAAUGAAAUGUUUAAAGCAAUAUCAAAUAUGGGCAAUGAAUAAAAUCACUUGAAAUUAAUUAACUGGCUUUACACACAAUACACACACACACACACACACACACACACACACACACACACACACACACACACACACACACACACACACACACACACACACACACACACACACACACACACACA
Messenger RNA from Penaeus indicus, 2509 nucleotides. RefSeq names its product spermatogenesis-associated protein 20-like. The transcript is spliced from 14 exons. NCBI's taxonomy places the organism in Eukaryota, Metazoa, Arthropoda, Malacostraca, Decapoda, Penaeidae. The record is from RefSeq and is a predicted model, not a curated record. Bases 29 to 2332 code for a protein of 767 amino acids. Gene Ontology annotation, biological process: carbohydrate metabolic process.